AUGCCAGCUCUCGGCGCGCUCGGCGUAAACUUCAACGAGAAUCUAAAUUGGCUCAAACAAUCUGAACUUGAAUGCAUCAAAACAAAAUGGGUUCGCGGCUUCAUCGACAUGCACCAAAUAAACAUCCAACAAGCUCGCCAAAACGCAAACAUAAAACCCCUCUUCAAUGCCAUUGACACAGGCUACAACACCAUCCUAAGCUUAAAAUGGAACUACAGCAACCUCGACUUCCCCAAACCCGGAAGUCCAGAACACCAAAGCGAACUCCAGACCCUCUCACGCCUUUUAGACAUGGUCAUGAACCACGUCGAUAUCCUCGUCAUCGGAAACGAACCAUUCAUCGAAGCAAAACCAGACACAGACUCCAGAAUCAACGUAUUCUACGAGUCUCUCGCGGAAGUAGUGAUGACCUCCCGCAAAGUCUCACCAGGUCCCAAAACCACAAGACUCUUCAUGGGCGCUCUCAACAGACUCGAUCUACCCGCAAACCGCACACCUGCGAUCGAGCGCUUCCUGGAAUACAUAGCUUCGAAGCCUGAUCUCGACGGUGUGGAUCUCCAUCUUCACAUGGCGGGAUUAGCGGGCCAUCAAUCCAUGCUCGAUUAUGCGCUUUUGAGACUCCGUGCUGAUCAAAAGUUCCUGGUAACUGAAUUUUCGCUCGUCUGGCAUUUUAGACAGCAUAUGGCGGAUGAAGUGUCGCGAGAGUUCUGUACAAAGUAUGGAUUCCCGGUGAGGACGAAAGUGUGCGAGAUUCUUAGUGCGGGGAUUCGUAGUCCGAUGCCGUUGGGGCAGUGGGUGGACUUUUUGAGAGGCGAGAAGUGGUAUAACGGGGUGCGGGGCUUUAUCCUGCAGGCUAUGGAGAUGUAUAAGGCUACGGGGAGGCUGGAAGUUGCUACGUAUGGACUUUCGCCGAUGCGUCAUCGGAAGAAGGGUUUUGAUGUUGGGGAUACGCCUUGGUUGCUGAAUGGAGUGUUUGCACCGCCUACAGUUAGAAUUGGGGAGGAUGGAGAGAGGUGUGAGAAUUGGCCUUGGGCGGAAGAGUUUCGCGUUAUACAGGGUGGAUGA
Molecule: messenger RNA, 1065 nt
Organism: Penicillium maclennaniae
Lineage: Eukaryota; Fungi; Ascomycota; Eurotiomycetes; Eurotiales; Aspergillaceae
Exons: 1
Coding region: 1-1065 (354 amino acids)
Source: RefSeq, a predicted model, not a curated record